AUGCCUGGGCUUCAGCUGCCGCGCGCGGCCUUUGAGCCCAUCUCGCCGGAUCUUGAUUUUACAGAACUGAUUGAAUCCACGCCUAAUUUCAUGCCGGUAACGCGAAUUCCUGCCCACGCGAUCGAAGAACAAGGGAUCGAGGAUUUUGAGAAGUUGGUGAAGUUACAUGUCAUUCAAGCGGGGAAGCCUCUGGUUGUAGAGGGCUAUGGGAGUAAGCUGGAGAAAUGGAUCUUUUCCCCACGCUGGCUCAAAGACAACCACGGAAGCAAAGUCGAAUUCGCAAGAGAUCUCACACAUAAGACAAAUGUACCGCUAACUAUUCAGCACUACCUUUCUAGCAUGGGCGGCCUUACUGACCAAUUUGACGCAACAAAUUACAAAGACCCCAGCCGGCAACGCAUGUAUCUGAAAGAUAUCGAUUGCCCUCCAGUCUGGCAUGAGAAACUACGAUCACUCCUUCCACCGUUUCUUUAUUACAUGAAUGGGUCUGUUGGGGGUAAAGAGGGAGAGGUGGCUGCUGCUGGUGACUUGAUGAGUAGCCUCCCCGAAGAGAUGAGGGCAAUGAACAUGAUGUGCUAUAUUGGUCAUGAGGGUACCUACACCCCUGCUCACCGGGAGAUGUGCGCUACACUUGGGCACAAUAUCAUGGUCGAAGCUUCAACUGGUGGAUUAGAAGACGGAAAACCGACAAAACCGGGGUCCUCAAUCUGGUUCAUGACGGAAAAAAAAGACCUUAAGGUUGUCUCAGAGUAUUGGCUGUCAACGUUAGGACACGAUAUUGAAAUCGAGGACCACUUUGCGCAAAUAAAUGCCUGGAAGUCUGCGCCUUUCAAGACUUGGGUUGUGGAACAGAAAGUCGGUGACUUCAUUUUAAUUCCUCCACUUGCGCCUCAUCAGGUCUGGAAUAGGGGCACUCGUACGAUGAAAGUUGCAUGGAAUAGGACGACUGCCGAAACACUCGAUCUUGCUCUGACUGAAGCGCUACCCCGGGCUAGAAUGGUGUGCAGAGACGAACAGUACAAGAACAAGGCAAUCAUUUACUUUUCCCUCAAGAAAUAUUCGGGUCUCCUCGAAAGGGCAACUAGUCGUGACAAAUUAAGAUACCGCAACCUACAGACCGACAUUAAACGUCUAUUUGCGUUAUUCACCCAGAUUCUUUUAUCUGAAAGUUUUUCUACACGUAUACCGGAGCCCAAAAACGUCGAGUUGAUUCCGUUUUCAAGCAACAUCACUUGUUCAUAUUGUCGGUGCAAUAUCUUCAACAGAUUUCUUACCUGCCCCUCGUGCAUUGGUAAAUUCCCGGAUGGCGAAGAUGACACUUAUGACAUUUGCAUGGAUUGCUUUGUGAUGGGUCGAAGCUGUGCUUGCAUUUCUAAGUUGAGAUGGGUGGAGCAAUUUCGUUGGAAAGAUCUUACUCGGGACCAUGAACGCUGGAGGAACCAGAUCGCCAAGCUCCCUAUACCGAAAAGCCGCAAGCGUGAUACGGAAGUUUUUGAGCCUCUUUCGGUUGAGCAGGAGAAAUAUGAAAAAAAGACGCUGGCAGAAAUAUGCCAAGUGGAAUUGAAACGCCGGCCGUGGACAGACAUCAAAAAACCGGUCAAAGAUAAUGUUGACGACGAUGAUGAAGACCACAGGGAUUCAAAUAGAAAACGUCGAAAAAUAACCAAAGCUGAUAAACAUAAGUAUAGUCGAUGCCACAUUUGUGGCCCGACAUUGAACUGGAAGCUCGAGACAUGUUCCCAAUGCAAUUUGCACUGGUGUUAUGGCAGUUUGUACAGAGCAUUCGAUAUUAUGCCAAUGACAGUGCUGGAAGUACGGAGCUGGAAAUGCCCGAGAUGCGAAAGGAUAUGUCCAUGUGCUAAUUGCAAGCGCCGCGACCCAACAAUUGAAGGAUAUGUACCAACUGAGACCCGAAUUGGCCAUGAUACCAAGAAAAUUGCUGAUAUCAGAAGCGUGGAGUCGCUGGUGGAUUUUAGUCACUCCAACCUAUUUUGGCUCAAGAAAUCAGGCGAGCAUCCUGAAACAUCACAGGAUAGCCGAAGAAUGCAACUGAGGAUAGAAGAAGCAGAAAAGGCUAAAUUGGAUGAACCCGUUUUAGAUGAUCAUGACUCUGACGACGGCGAGGUGAGGCCGGAAGGAGAUCAAAACAAUGACAUCAACUUGGAUGAAAGUCUCAUAGAUCCGGCCCUUAUGGGCAUAGGCCGACAAACAAGCUUUGUUGUCCCCCAAAAUGCAGUUUUUCGAGAAGACAUGGCUGAUCGUUAUCAACCUACCGAGGGCAUUACAUUUGAAUACCCCGAGCCGGAGCAACCAGCAGAACAGAAUAAACCCCAAGAAUUUCCUGUUGACCCGAACCUCUUUCAAACUAACGGACAGGCACCAGAAGCAGUUAAUGGGGGCGAAAUGGAUGAAGAUGAACCCGAAGAUCUUCCUGUAGACCCACGGCUGGACGAUGGUGCUGGCAGUAGACGAAAACGAGGGAUUGAAAUCGAUGACGAUUUUACUCUUUCUCGACGAUCUAUUUCUCGUAUCAAUGUUUCUGGGACGAGAAAGGUUGCGACAAGACGGAGUCAACCGAAUCCCAUGCGGCCAGAUGAGCUUGAGGGAUCUGGUAGUGAUCAAAGCGAAGGUGAAGAUAUGGCUGAGAAACAAACUUCACAGGCUAUGUUACGCCCUCGAAGCUCGCGACCUGCAAAGAAGACCGUCAAGAAGUCGGUAGCAGCCAAAACCUUGAAAUCCAAAGCUGCGCCCCCCACUAAGAUAACUGGCGAAGUAAGUCAAACAGAGGAGAUGGGUGAGUCAAUACCCGCCGCGCAGCCGGAACCCAAGUCACCGCUGGAACCUAUACCCGAGAUGAAUGGUUCAGCUAAGCAGACUACAAAAACCAAAACGGCCAAACUUCAGGCGAUGGGCUGGGUAGAGGAUGAUGAUAAUGAUGGAUGGGCAUAA
Nannizzia gypsea CBS 118893 is the source of this 2949-nucleotide messenger RNA. RefSeq names its product JmjC domain-containing protein. The record is from RefSeq and is a predicted model, not a curated record. The transcript has 2 exons. Bases 1 to 2949 code for a protein of 982 amino acids. Lineage: Eukaryota; Fungi; Ascomycota; Eurotiomycetes; Onygenales; Arthrodermataceae.